AUGGCGCCCGCGGCUGACUCCGCUCCGCCAAGGAGCACUCCCGCGCAGCCGUCUGAUGCGCAAGCCUCCGCCGCUGCGGCGGAGCCCCCGCCCGCGGAUUCCCCGCCUCCACGGAUUCAAACCAUAGAGGACUUUGUAAAAGUUCACGAAAUGUUGUUACUCGCGACAGGGUUACCUCGCGAGCUCUACCCGCGACUGUUCGAGAAGAUCAUGGCGGAAAGAUUCGAUGCGGGCAGCAGAUUCGCGAUCGAGGAGGUGGAGGGCGGGCGGCAGAGGCGCGUCGUGCUGACACCUGGCGGGCAGGGAUUGGACGCGCAGGGUGACGUGUUUUUGCUGGAGAACCUCCCCAAGCUGGCGGCGCGGAUGGCGGCUCUCAUGUGCGUUGGGGGGGAGGACGAGGGGGAGGAAGAGGGGGAGGGUGAAGGGGAAGGGGAGGGGGAGGGGGAAGGGGAGGUGGGAGGAAAUGGAGAGGGGAAAACUGUAGGCGCAGAGAAGGCUGAGGAAGAAAGCAAGGGCGGAAAGUCCGUCGAUGAAAUCAUCUCACGGGCAGUUCGGGCGGCUGUGGACGCACGAAUCCCGGGAACAGAUGGGACAACGGGACGUGGAGAGGCGGAGGGAGGGGCGGAGGGGCAGGUGGAGAGCGGUGUGGAGUGGUUGGAGAUGGACGGGGAGGGGAUUGAUGAUGCCAUGCUUGCUGCUAUGAACCUGCACGAGCGCUUCCCUAACCUGGUGGGUCUGAGCCUCUGGGGUAACCGCCUCACGGACGCUGCUCGAGUGGCCUCCCUGCUCUCUCCUCUCACCUCCCUGCAUGCGCUCUGGCUCAACAACAACCCGUGUGCUGCCACCGAGUCCGCCGCUGCUGAUCUGAGAAACGCCCUCCUUGAGUCUCUCCCCAAUCUCGAGCUGUUCAACCGCCACUUCACCCGCCGCUAUUCCACCUGGGCGCUGCUCUUCGCUGCUGAUGUGGUGGGCCCUAACCGUGCCAAGUUGGACGAUGACGUGGCGGCUGCUGAGCUGGCGCGGUUGACUGAAGUUGACUUGUCUGACCGGGGGAUCGUGGAGCUAAAGCAAGAGGUCUUCUCCCCAUCGUUCCUCCAUGCCCUCGCCCAUAUCAACCUCUCUCACAACCCGCUCCCACUCUCCCCACUCGCCCCCAUCGACGCCUCUCGAGCCUCUGUGCUGCUGCCCCUCGCCUUGCUUCCCUCGCUGCGCUCUCUGCAAGUAAGUGCGGUGUUAAUGGGUGCUGGUGGAACCUGCUGGGCACGGCUGGGUUCCGAUGGGUGCUGCUCUGUGCUGAUGGGUGCAAGUGAAUUGAGCUGUGCAUUACUGCUCCUCGUCUCGCUUCCCUCGCUGCGCUCUCUGCGCAUCAUCCUCUCCUCCCCGCUGUCUCUCCUCCCUCAACGUCACCUCCUCUUGCCGCGUGGCUUCCCUUCCUUCUGCGCGCUUCCCCAUUGGAUCUGGAAGGAGUUCUUCCCUUUGUUUUUCUUCCUCAUCGUUCUCCGCUUUGACCCUGAUCAAGCAGCUCUAACUUUCGCCCCGCCCACCUCGCUUUCCAUUUCCACCACCCCUUCCCCCACCACUCCUCGUUUGCCCUGUCAUUCCCAGGUGGACCUGGAAGGCCCCUUCCCCUUCGACCCAUAUGAUGCAGCUUCAACUCUCCCCCGCCUCUCCUCCCUCAAUGGCGCUCCGCUUCCCUCCUUUAUGCGCGGAGGUUCCUGGAUGUUUCCUCGCCUGCCAGCCUGGCAGCCUGGCACGCCAUUGGUGGAUCGAGUGCUGCUUGCCAUGUGGCGCCACGUGUGCAGCUACAAGCUCGCUACUGAAACACAGCUGGACGAGAGUGCUGUGUGGUACAUGAUGGACGAGUUGACUUUUGAGUCGACUCAAAAGUACGUGAUGGACGAGUUCGGCAGUGCCUUCUGGCACAGCGACCGCCCCAACUUCCGCUGUGCGCCCUUCCUCUUGACCACCUGCGCAAGCUGCCCGUGCCCUAUCCCUGCGUAUGUGAUGGACGAGUUUGGCAGUGCCUUCCGCCACAGCGACCGACCCAACUUCCGCUGUGCGCCCUUCCUCUUCCUGCCUGAUGGCUCCUUCGCCUCUGCUGUCAGGUAUGGGGCGGGUAUAGUUAAAGGUGAGAGUGCGGUGUGCUCUCAGGUGAGAGUGCGGUGUGCUCUCAGGUGGACUUUCUGUCAGGUGAAUUUUCCCUCAGGUUGUUUGUUGGCCCAGAACCUCAGAUCUCCCCCCACCCACUCCCUCCUCCCUUCCUCAUGCACUGCUGCCCCUCCCAGCUACUCACUCGUGUGGCCGCGGGCAGCAGUGCAGCAGGGAGAGGAAUGUACGAGGGACUAUCUCGCCGGGGUGGGGGAGGAUUGCCUUCCUCUCAUCGCCUCUCGUCUCACGCAUUGCCCCUCCCUGCCCUCCCAUACCUGCGCAGCUGCGCUCUCCUCUCUGCUCACAUGGCUCCUCUCUGUUCUCCUCCCUUCCUCCAGCUACUCGCUGGUGUGGCCGCUGGCAGCAGUGCAGGCGGGGGAGGAGUGCACAAGGGAUUAUCUCGCCGGGGUGGGGGAGGAGCAGCAGCGCUCCGCCAAGCUUUCUGCCUAUGAGCAGCGCCUGUGCAGGUUCGCAGCAGCGUCUGCAAAGAACGCAGAGGCAACCGCUUUUCUUGCUUGUGCCGAACCCGACAAUAAAGAGGACAACGCAGGAGGAGGAGAGGCUGGUGGAGCAACAGGCAAACCAGAGAAAGCAGACGAGCCGGAGAAGCUGGAAGAAGGGAAGCGGGUUUAUCGAGUGUUCAGCGAUCUUCCACACGUCCUCGACACACUCUCCCGCCCCGAAUUCACUUUUGUUGACGCACCCAGCGAGGCGGACAUCAUCUGGACAAGCAUACAGGUGGACGAUGCGUUCAGAGAUGCGGCUGGGCUGAAGGAGAGGCGGGAGAAGGGCGGGCAGGAGCCGUUGGUGAACCAGUUCCCGUUUGAGGCAUGCAUUGUGAUGAAACAUCAUCUGGCGAAGACCAUCCAGCAGGCGUACGGCAACACGCGCCCCUGGCUGCAAGACACGUACGACAUGCAGUCGGAGCUGGCAGCGCUCAUAGGGUGCUUCCAGCAGAGGGAGGCGGCGGAAGUUGCUGGUGCAGGGAGGCGACUGAUUGCCAGCUAUGAGGGCCGUGGGGCGCCUGAGAAGAAUGAGGACCCCGAUCUGGACAACACGUGGAUCUUAAAGCCCUGGAAUCUCGCGCGCAGCAUGGAUGCAACGGUGGCGCGCCAGCUGGCGCAGAUCGUACGGCUGGCAGAGACCGGCCCCAAGGUGGCCCAGAAGUACAUCUUCCGCCCCGCGCUCUUCCACGGGCGCAAGUUCGACCUGCGCUUCCUGCUGCUGCUCAAGAGACUCAAGCCGCUGGAGGCGUAUCUCUCCGACGUGUUCUGGGCUCGCAUCGCCAACAACAAGUAUUCUCAAGCAGAGGACUCCCUGUCGGACUUCCAGACACACUUCACUGUCAUGAACUACAGUGGUCACAAGUAUGAGCACGUUCCAACACACGAGUUUGUGCAGGCGUUUGAGCACGAGCACAGCGUGACGUGGCAAUCUAUCGACCAAUCAGUGCAGAGGAUGCUGCGGGAGCUCCUGGCUGCUGCUGUCACCGUCCAUCCCGAGAUGCAACCAGAUGACGACACCUGUCGAGCAAUCUACGGUGUGGAUGUGAUGCUGGAUGAUCACUUCCAACCCAAGCUUCUAGAGGUAACAUACUGCCCGGACUGCACGCGUGCUGUGACGUACGACAUGAAGAGGAUCUUCCCAAGGCCUACCGGCUCAGAGGGCAGUGCAGAAGCGGAAGAUGAAUCCGCGUGGCUGCGACCCAAAACCUUUUUCAACGAUGUGUUUGGGUGCCUCUUCCUAGGAGAAACCCAGAACGUGCGGCGCUUGUGA
Closterium sp. NIES-65 is the source of this 3924-nucleotide messenger RNA. Lineage: Eukaryota; Viridiplantae; Streptophyta; Zygnematophyceae; Desmidiales; Closteriaceae. The record is from the annotation of a GenBank genome assembly.